AUAUUGUUUUGGAAUUUGGUUGGGAAACAUCCAACCACACAAAAGAUCAUAGAGAAUAGGAGCAAAGAAAGAAAGAAAGAAAAAUGCACAAUUUUGGUGGGUGAGUGAGUGUGGAUAGGGAAACAAACACAACAACACAACACAACGCAACCAACAACAUCAAUUUAGGGCUGCGAACAAGGAGAGACAAUGAACAACAAUAACAAUAGGAAAUUGAUGAUAUUCUUGUGUGAACAGCAGUAACUGUCUGCUUUCACUCUGUUUCGAUUUGAUAUGUUUGGGCACAGCGUCGCACGUGACUUAGGAAUCAUGGCCUCUGCUCAUGACCUCACUGAUAAUGAAGAUGAUGAGCAGGAGCAGUCAGAAUCACCAGUGCAAUCUUCAUCUGCAAAUGGAAUUUCUGAUCCAGGUAUAGGUACCCAGAAUAUUCAAUAUGCAACACCUGGCCAGCUUGGAACUGGGCAUCCUAUGGUGCCACCUGUUUAUCCAUAUCCAGAUCCUUACUGUAGAAGCAUCUUUGCUCCCUACGAGACACAACCUUAUCCCCCACAACCCUAUGGUGGACAGCCAAUGGCCCAUCUUCAGUUAAUGGGAAUUCAGCAAGCUGGCGUUCCUCUUCCAACUGAUGCAGUUGAGGAGCCUGUAUUUGUCAAUGCAAAACAAUAUCAUGGAAUAUUAAGACGUAGACAAUCCCGUGCCAAAGCUGAAUCAGAAAAGAAAGUUAUAAGGAAUCGGAAGCCAUACUUGCAUGAAUCUCGACAUUUGCAUGCUCUUAGGAGAGCAAGAGGAUGUAGCGGUCGAUUUCUGAAUGCAAAGAAAGAUGAGGAUCAACAAGAUGAUGUGGAAUCACCUGACAAAUCACAGUCCAAGAUCAAUCUCAAUUGUGAUAAAAAUGAUCCUAAAUCAUCAGAUAGGACAUCCUUGAACUAGAGAGAUGAUUAUCUAGACGGUGGGGAUCUGUUGUAUAUCACAAGACACAAGAUCAAUAAUACCAGCCUUGGAUAUCUCACUAUUGCUUCAUUCUGGUUUCGUACGACCCCAUAGGUAUAGGGUUUUGUGCAGGAGGUACGUUAGGAUGUAGCAUGAUGCUGGUAAACUGUAAAUUGAAGUGAUUUUAUCAGUUAUUUUCUUUCCAGCCAUUGGCAAGUGAUAUUUUUAUUGUGUGAGCAUUUCUUUGUAUUGGGUUAGAAAUUAUCCGUAGCCAACUAGCCAUGUUGUUUGGUUGGAUCAUGCUUAUUUAUCUUACUAGAGACAUGUUGACUCUUGUCUUGUUAUCAAUGGAUAGGGUAGUUAAAUGAGCAUCCACAUUGUUGGUGAUGGAUAUUUUUAGUUUGUUUGCUGUAGUUAAUGGAAGGGCAGGGUUCAUA
Messenger RNA from Lotus japonicus, 1367 nucleotides. RefSeq names its product nuclear transcription factor Y subunit A-7-like. The record is from RefSeq and is a predicted model, not a curated record. Gene Ontology annotation, cellular component: CCAAT-binding factor complex. Gene Ontology annotation, molecular function: RNA polymerase II cis-regulatory region sequence-specific DNA binding; DNA-binding transcription factor activity, RNA polymerase II-specific. The coding region runs from base 274 to 930 and encodes 218 amino acids. Lineage: Eukaryota; Viridiplantae; Streptophyta; Magnoliopsida; Fabales; Fabaceae. Gene Ontology annotation, biological process: regulation of transcription by RNA polymerase II. The transcript has 7 exons.